Molecule: messenger RNA, 597 nt
Organism: Rhinocladiella mackenziei CBS 650.93
Lineage: Eukaryota; Fungi; Ascomycota; Eurotiomycetes; Chaetothyriales; Herpotrichiellaceae
Exons: 2
Coding region: 1-597 (198 amino acids)
Source: RefSeq, a predicted model, not a curated record
AUGACUGUGAAAAAGGUGAACCACGAUACAGUCAGUGGAGCAAAGGGGCCAGACAAAAAGAGACGCAAGGGAUUCUCAGUCGGUCCAGCCAACCUCCCAGAUGGCACCUACAGGCGGAAAACACAAAAAAUAAAGCAUGACCUCAUCCAAAAGGCCAAGGUGAAGAAGGCUUAUGCAAAAGUCAAAGCGCAGGAAGAGUCAGCACAGAACACCUCCACAAAAUCUUCCGGCGACACGCUUGUGGAUGCUGCCCCUGCAAGUCUGGAACUGCAUCCGGACAGACAGGCAAUGCUCGAUGCGGCCGGGACACAAUGCUCAACGAGAAAGGACUCCCAGCACGAACAUAACGGAGACUUCGAUCGCAGUUCUCGGCCAUCCAAACCAAAACAGUCUCGAUAUAAAAAAGAGAUGGAGCUUGCUGCCGAACAUAGAGCGAAGCUUGAGGCUAAAAGAAAGGCACGAGAGAGUCGGGAAAAGGAUAGAAGAGCCAUGGCAAAGGCCAAACGACCUGGAAAAGAUGGAAAGGCCAAGCUAGGCAGGCAAGGAACCAUCCUCCUGAACCGCAUACGAAGAAUGACCGAGGAGGGUAAAAUAUGA